AUGGCUAGAUCUCCAGCCCUAAAAGGCUCUCUUGCCCCCCAGCUGCAAUCAAUAUUUGCAAGAUUGAUCCCCGCAAAUGUUGAAGCCCAACGUCUCUUCAGCACACUUGCAGACCAUGUUCUUUCCGACGCCACGGAUUCAGCCAUCACCCACGCUGCAAAAUUUAUGCAUAUCGAGCCAUACUCUCCUCCAGAAACCACUCUUGAUCGCGACAUGAGGCAAGAAAGCCAGACAUCCACUGAUACAGAUGAUGAAAUCUCUGUUGUGUCAAGUCCAAAUUACCAUGGCCACUAUAUUUUGUCCUUUGAAACCAAUCCACUUACUCCAAAUAUUGGGUGGGUUUUGGGAUUUGGCCGCUGGUCUAACACCAAAAGUGCUAGCUCUGUAGACAUACUUCUCGCACCCCCCAAGAUUCUUCUAUUCACUUUGGGGUUGCGGGGAUUCAUGCAACAAUUUGUUUCGAUGAUGACGGUGUUCUCACACUGAAAACCCUCACUGAACGUCGUGGGUUUAUGACUAUACUAGGUAAUGAUGAGUUCACCAAAGGACGACGAACUAUUACAGAGCGCAAGUCCUGUGUCUCUUUUGGCUCGCUUAGCUACUAUCUCGAGUAUUCGGGACUGGAGGACGAGGAAUACAACCACGCUCUUCGUACGUAUAUGCAAGACUACCUUAUGCAGGACGCACCAUGCCCCGACAUAUCUGCAACGCCCUCUCCUAUGGACACCUUAGUCGGCGAUUGGAAUAUUCGAGGGACAGUAGGCAGUGGCUCGUUUGGCGUGGUAAAUGCCACAAAGAACAUCAGAACUGGGAAAACUGGUGCUGCAAAAUGCCUUGUUCAAAACUCUAUAGCAACCCAUUCAAAAAUUCUGCAAGAGAUUGUUACAUUGAAAGCAAUUCCGCAGAAUGUAUGUCUCGUUAAAUUCGUUACAUACGUUAGCUAAUUAUUUGUAGCCGCGUCUCCUUCAUUACUGCACUGAGUAUUACGAACGUGGCGAGAGAUGGUAUACGGGAAUUCUCGACGAGUUAGACGAACGGUAUUCCCUUCGGACUAGACCCGAAAAGGUUAUCAUUAUAUAUGGCCCGUUUGUACGAUUCAACCUUUCGGAAGAACUCGUCCUUAAACAACCCUUCAACAUACGGAUAGCUGCAUUUUACCAAGUUCUUCAGGGCCUAGUAAGUUUGCAUAGCGGAGGCUUCAUACACAGUGAUAUCAAACCCUCUAAUAUUGGAGUUGUAAAACAAUCGGCAGACAUGAUCAACGUUGUUAUACUAGACUACGGAGAGACCAUUCAUGCCCAGCGCUGUGAACCUCAUCCAGGCAAAACAGGAACAAUUCCAUUCUUGGCACCUGAGAUGGAACAAUGUCCAUAUGGCAAGGAGGUUGAUCUAUGGGCUACUGGCAUAGUUGGGAUACAGCUAUUCAUGUCGGGGGAAAAGGUUCCGUGGGAUAACGUCGUAAGGGCAAAGACAGCAUGGAGAAAGCAAGUAGAGGAUCUUCAAUCGGCGCCUGUGAGGGUUGAAACCCAUGAUGGAGGCUCGGGCCAUGCCCUCGCUAAGCACUGACCAAAGUCCCCGCUCAGCACUGGCCAUUCCCCCACUGCCAAGCAAGUCUCUGCUGUUCCAUACUUUUAUGUUCUAUUCUUUUGACAUCAUGUAUUCGUUAGGCAGCUUCCUGGAAUGUUCCAGAGACUCUUCCUCUCUCUAUAUAUAGAGGAAGAGCUUGCAUGUAUGUAGUCUUCACGCACUUCUUAAUUGAAUAUUCGAAACCACACCUUUGAGCUAUUCGAGGUCUGGCCUCUCACAGCGCCUGAUGAUACUGUUCAGAGACUAUUGGCAUCGAUGAUUGCUUGGGAUCCUGCCAAGCGUACUCUUGCCAAUACAGCCUUGCAGCACCGUUGUUUUAAGGAUGUUUGAGUCACUUAUGAUAUAGAAAGUCAGAAGCCAUCGACGCUAGGAAGCAAGCGAAAGUACACUUAGUUGGAGCGGACCAUUAGAGGAAGCAGGGAUUACUAGAUCUAGAGGAGGCAACAAGUAUGAGAAAGUUGGAAGGAACCCGAUCAAAGGACUGGACAGGGUAUCAUGUGAUGAGGAUUACACGGAAGAUGAAGUUUAGACGUAAAGCCAGGAUACUGGUUAUAUAUUCUACAGUUUGAAAGAUAUUUAAAUCAACCGGCAGAUUUCCUCUCAUUUACUACAAAAGCGCUUGAAGCAAUAAGAGGGGGCUCGGCGGUUUUGUAGUGGACCUCCUCGCGAAGUCGACGGAGAGGGAGUGUAAGUAAAUACGUGGGUCGACGAUUUAUGAAGAGGACCGCUUUAAUCCUCGUAAAGGAAUCUACUGCUAGUUAUAUUAACUUACUUUACCCUGUAAUCAUAGAGGUGCUACUUUCGAUGAAUGGCAUGCUCUUCGAUGCUAGUGCACAGCGGAAAGCUUACCGCGAUCGUGUCACCAAGCUUGCCGACAGUUCAGUCCACCGGAAGAUUGUCGAUGGCUCUUCAAACACGGAGCCGUGUCCUAUCUGUCUAUAAAUUUGACAUGUCAAGGAGGAGAUAGUGACGUUCGGUGCGGAUGUCGGACUUGGGUGCACGAACCUUGAAUAGCCAAAUCUGUCUUUGAGACGGUGCCCAAUUUACAAAACCCCCUCUUCUCCCUCGACACCGAGCUUCCGUCCUGUCACGGGUAGAAGCCCAAUCCAGACAGUUCGUCAAGAGAAUAAUGCCAUUUUUGGCGGAACAUGAUGGGAAGUUGUCAGACGGCAGUCACGUGGUAGGCAGAAUAGGCCUAGCUUCCUACUCAACAUGUAUAAGUACUCGAGGAUGUCUUCCUCCUUACACUCUCUGAGACAGACAAAUACAAUCAUUCUUUAGAACGCUAUACAUUUUGCAAGCCCAAUCCAACAGAAGUUAAAUGGGGUUGGGCCAGGACACGCCCCAAACCACUUGAAUUGACUAUUAAUAAGCGUUCCCACUUUUACAAGUAAGAGUAAUGUAGAGGAGAACAUUAAAUAUUUAGAGCCAGUUUCUGCGAUCCCUACCAACGCUUUGUACAGCAAUGAAUCUCUUACACCUGUAACAUGUAGAGCACAAGUUAAAAUUACGACCCCAUAUUGUCGGUUUCUCCUGGAUCUGGGAGGAAAGCACCAAGAAGGCUAAUAUGGGAUAUAUAAUCUGGGAGGCUGAAUUGUGAAGGAGCAGGCACGAAAGCGAACACCUGG
This is a messenger RNA of Hymenoscyphus albidus, 3215 nucleotides long. The record is from the annotation of a GenBank genome assembly. NCBI's taxonomy places the organism in Eukaryota, Fungi, Ascomycota, Leotiomycetes, Helotiales, Helotiaceae.